Molecule: messenger RNA, 1296 nt
Organism: Trichoderma asperellum CBS 433.97
Lineage: Eukaryota; Fungi; Ascomycota; Sordariomycetes; Hypocreales; Hypocreaceae
Biological process (GO): phospholipid biosynthetic process
Molecular function (GO): phosphatidylserine decarboxylase activity
Source: RefSeq, a predicted model, not a curated record
CUUACCUCUCUCUCUUCCCCCAACUCCUUGCUUCAUCCUACUCCGUUAGUUGACUAUAUAUCACAAAAUGAGCAUCUUCGAGGCGAUCCAUGCCAUGGCAGACUAUCUACUGUCGUGGGUAAAGCUAGAUCGGAACGCUGAAGUUGGCUGGCGUUCGUUCAACCGCAAGGAAGGCAAAAUACAAAGAGAGCAGCAAUCUUUAUGGAAAAAACUAAAAUUGCUUCUUCUAUUCAAUCCUCUUACGGAGUGGAUUGACAACACACACCUCAUGCGCCUGUACCUGCAUGAAAAAUCAGAACAUGAAGGCAGAGAAGAGAGAGCACCAGCUUCUCGGAGACGGAUCAAGUCGUUCGUUGACGCAUAUGGAAUAGACAUGCGUGAAUUUGAGCCAUCCGAUACGGAUAGUUAUAAUACAUUUGAGGCCUUCUUUACUCGCAAACAUAAAUCGGGAUCGCGCCCAAUCUGCGACGUAAACGACCCGUCGCAUGCCGUAGUAGUCGCAGACUCGAGAGUGGUGGUCUAUGAUUGUCUCGCUGAUACGAAAACUCUAUGGAUUAAAGGCAAGAAUUUUAGUAUCGCUAACCUAGUUAUGGAUAUCGGACUCGGCGAGAACUUUAACGAUGCCGCUAUUGCAAGCUUUCGUUUAUCUCCCCAGGAUUAUCACCGGUACCACUCGCCGGUAGAAGGAGAGAUAAAAAGCUUCCAAGGCUUACCAGGAGAUUACUACCAAGUGGACCCAGUUGCAUUACAAAGCGAUGUGGAUAUAUUGACACGUAAUCGUCGAGAUUACAUUGUUAUAAAAACAAAAGACUUUGGGGAUGUUCUCUUCGUUGCAAUAGGUGCCACAGACGUGGGAAGCGUGCAGAUUCACAAAAGGUUCCACCAAGCUGGGGUGAAAAUUGCAAAAGGCGAAGAAUUGGGUGUUUUCCAGUUUGGCGGUUCGUCUAUUAUUGUGGCUUUCCAACAUGGAAGCAUCAAAUUCGACGAUGAUUUGUCAAGAUUGAGUCGAGAGAAGAUUCAGACGUCGGUGGAGGUUGGUAUGAGCCUAGGUUAUGCGUCGUGAGAAGUAUACAAACCUUCUCGAGAACGAGCGCAGAUGAAUGAAAAUCUGUAGCAAUGAUUGAGGCUUGGAGGUCGUGAACAUCUAGUAGUUUCCCUUAGGUUGUGGCAUUGCCAAUGGCAGUUAGGCCCGAGUUUUCUGGCUGAGACCUUCACAGAGCAGAGGCAUGACACAGGUAGAUGAAGGCACGAUGGAUUACAACAAAGGUCCUUCGUGUCAGUUUAUGCUCAACGAAC